Messenger RNA from Phascolarctos cinereus (koala), 5986 nucleotides. RefSeq names its product SPHK1 interactor, AKAP domain containing (gene SPHKAP). Gene Ontology annotation, cellular component: mitochondrion; cytoplasm. Gene Ontology annotation, molecular function: protein kinase A binding. The record is from RefSeq and is a predicted model, not a curated record. Lineage: Eukaryota; Metazoa; Chordata; Mammalia; Diprotodontia; Phascolarctidae.
GCAAGAGAGCUUGUGGGAGGAGAGGGUAAUGAGAGGGAGGGAUUUCGAGAUGAGUAUGGGAUCAGCAGGAGCGUGAGCAGCUGGGUGGAGAGCAGCAUAGAGCUGCUGCAGGGCCAUGGGAAGAGGACAGCCCCUGGCUUCCCGGCUUUUUCUCUCCACCUCUCUCAUGACACCGCCAUUCCAGUGAAGGAUUCUUGCUCCUCCGCCUGACUUCACAGUCUGCCUUCCCCGCCUCUCUGUUCACUCUACGAUGGCUGGUAAUUCCCUGCUGACAGUUCCGAGCAACUUUGAAUCCUCACUGAUGUAUGAAGUUUCUGAGCAACAGUGCAGUGGCACCGAAAGUUCAGGAAGCAGUCUGGGGAGCUCAGUCACAGCCUGUAAGAAGGUCCUUUGCAGUAAUAGUCUACUGGAAUCAACGGACUACUGGCUACAGAAUCAGAGGACCCUGUGCCAAAUCGGCUUUGUGGAAGACAAGUCUGAAAACUGUGCAUCCGUAUGUUUUGUGAACCUGGAUGUCACCAAAGAAGACUGCAACAAUGAGCACCUACAACAGAAGUUGGUCAGUGUGUCACCAGAUCUCCCAAAGCUUAUCAAUUCUAUGAAUGUCCAACAACCAAAGGAAAAUGAAAUUGUCCUUCUGAGUGGAUUAUCUUCAGGAAACCUCCAUGCUGAUUUUGAAGCUUCUAAGCAUCCUUGGCUGCCAGACAUAUGCUUGGUGCAGUGUGCGAGGGGGAACAGACAAAACAGUACCAAUUGUAUCAUCUUUGAAAUCAACAAGUUUCUGAUCGGCCUUGAGCUGGUGCAGGAGAGGCAACUACAUCUGGAAACCAAUGUCUUCAAGCUGGAAGAUGACACCAACUGCUCUGUGUCCUCAAUAGAAGAGGACUUCCUCACAGCAUCAGAGCAUUUAGAGGAUGAGAGCGAGGUGGAUGAAUAUAAAAACGGUUAUGAAAAUGUAAAUAUCUCAGUCAAUGUUUCAGAAAGUAAGAAGUCAAAGGAAGCUACACAAGGGGAUCUGAAUUGCAAAAAGGGCAAAUUACGUUAUGCUUUCGAAGAAAAUUAUAUUUGCAAAGAUAAUGCCACUUCACAUAAAUCCUCAAGGUAUCUGGAAGGAACACUGAGGAAAGCAGCAGAAAUUAUUUUGCCCAGUACAGAUCAAUUGGCCCAGCAACUGCGACAGAAAGGUGACAUAUCUGGGGAAAAGGGACCACCCACUAGCAAUUUUGCAGAAAGCUGUAAAGGUCCAGUGGAAAGUUCUCAUGCCUUGCAGACUCUGGACAAGAGACAUUUGGACAGAAUGGUUAAGGAACAACUAACAUCUGUACGUGACACCACCUUGAAACAUAAUGGAAACCCAGACCUUGAGGAGAGUCUGAAGAAUAAAGAACAAUCUCAUCCUUCUCUGCGAGACGAAGGCACAACAACUGGCGAGUAUGCCACAAAUCUGGCAGAAUCUGUCCUACAAGAUGCAUUUAUUAGGCUGUCCCAGUCUCAGCCAACAGGUCCUAUGAGAUCUGUGGCAAAUGCCCCCACUAAAAAAGCUUUGAUUUCAGAAGGCUGCACUGCAGAAGACGUAGACCUCCCUAGGUCAUGGCAGGAACUUCCCAAAAUAGUCAUUGUACAGAGUCCAGACAGCGGUGAAACCAUAUCUGAAUGGCCUGGGACAAACCCCCAAAGCUUCAGCCACUGGACACAAUCUGAUCCUUCAGCUGACAUUUCAGGUGAACUUCACGAAGAGAAGUCCAUCAGACCUCCCCAGAGUGCUCUAGAAGUAGCGUUAGCUUGUGCUGCUACUGUUAUUGGAACUAUUUCCAGUCCUCAGGCCACUGAAAGAUUCAGAUUAGAGCAAGAAAGCUCAGCAGCUAAUGGUCAAGUGUUAGGGAAUGAGGAGCUUCAAAGACCAGCUACCCAAGUACUUCAAGAUGCUACAAGCAUGGAAUAUUCAUUUCCAUCAGCACUGUGUGGCAUGACUCAGGUGGCUAGUGCUGUUGCUGUCUGUGGUCUUGGGGAAAUGCAAGAAGAUAAGUACCCCGUGGCAUCAAGUGGCCUCUUGUCUGCAGCAGAGGCCUCUACAGCAGUUACCCUCCAUGGUAGCAUAGCCAUGGGCAGUAACGUGGAGACCUUCAACAGAAGCAUUGCAGAGGCCCUUCUCAAAGAGGCAUCUGUGGUUCUGACUAAGCCUAAUAACUACAGCAGCAUUGGAAACUUCAUGGAAUCGAUGAACAGAAAGAUUAUUGAAACCGUGUCCAGGCCUCAGAUCUCUUGCUUAGACAAAAUCCUUGGGGAUGAGCUAGCAGAGGAUUUAUCCAAUGUUAUCCUGAAGCAUUCACUUGAAGAAGUUAACCGGAAAAAGAAAACGAUCGAUUCUGAGGCCACUGGGGAUCCAGACAAGAAUACCCAGGACAUCCUCAUGGAGACUGUAAAUGAACUGCUUUUCAAUGCGAUGUAUUUCACUUUCAAAAAGAUGAGCAACAUCACACAGUUCAGUGAGCAUCCCCCCAUCUUUUCUAAGGAGAACAGAUGGAGAGGAACAGAAAUAGACCAUCAGCUAACAGAGACAGCAGCUAGUCAAACAGCCCCAAGAGCUCCUGACUAUGCCAACAGUGGCACAAUUAAUAAUUGGUACAAUGCUGGUGCUGUCAAAGAUCUUGUAGAUGUCACACAUCCAAAAAGGGAUAAUAAUAGCAGAGGAAUGCCAAACAUUUUUGAAAGCCCCAUGCUUCCAUCAGAACUGCCUUUUAAUACUAAUGCUCAUAAUUCAUUGGCUGCAAAAGCAUCUCCUAAGAAAAGAUACCCAAAACAAACCACUGGAGAUUACCCCAGAGUUCCUAAUCAGAGGCUCAGUCACAAUAGGAAUGGACUCAGAUCCUUUUCAGAUCCAUUACCAGGCAGUGGGAUGCAAGAACUGAUGUAUUCUGAAUCCAUCAUCAGCCCAGACACCCAAGAAAAACGCAAGCAUGACAGUCUUCUCAACACUGAGGUUCAAGUUAACACGUCUCAAUUGGGGAGCAACUUGAUGCUUUCAUCUCAACCUAUGCUACAAGUUGAACAUUCAGCAGAUAACUACUGUGUAAUAGACUUUGCUGAAGAAUUAGCAGAAACUGUUGUCUCUAUGGCAACAGAAAUAGCUGCAAUCUGCCUGGAUAAUUCAAAUGGAAAGCAACCCUGGUUUUGCGCCUGGAAAAGGGGAAAUGAAUAUUUGAUGACACCAAGCUUGUCCUACCGAACCCUGAAAAGAAAGAAGGAAACCCAGGCCAAUGGAUCUAUUGUUAGGAAGCACAAGCCCCCUCGACUUAGUGAGAUAAAAAGAAAAACUGAUGAGCACCCUGAACUUAAAGAGAGGCUAAUGAACAGGGUCGUGGAUGAGUCUGUAAAUCUCGAUGAUGUUCCAGACUCAGUCAACAUCUUUGCAAAUGAAGUAGCUGCCAAGAUUAUGAACCUGACAGAGUUUUCUGUGGUGGAUGGAAUUUGGCAAGCUCAGAAUCAUCCUCGAAACAGGCUACUAGGUGAAAGGUUGAAUCGUGUGAAAGCAUCUAGCUGUGAAAGCAUCCCUGAAGAGGAUUCAGAUUCCCGAGGAUUUGUAAACAGCUUGGGUUUAAUGAAUACCUUGAGUCAGCCAGUUAGCAGAGCCAGCUCUGUCUCCAAACAGUCCAGCUGUGAGAGCAUUACAGAUGAGUUCUCCAGGUUCAUGGUAAAUCAAAUGGAAAAUGAAGGGAGGGGAUUUGAUUUACUGCUGGAUUACUAUGCUGGCAGGAAUGCAAAUACCAUCCUAACCUCUGCUCUGCAGCAGGUGUCUCGAAAGAACGGACACCUCAGUGUGAAGCCCAGCUGUCCCUCUAAGCAAUCCAGCACAGAAAGUAUAACUGAGGAGUUCUAUAGGUACAUGCUAAGGGACCUUGACAGAGAGAGCAAAGAUAGCAUAUCCUCUAGCCGAAGCAGCCAAGACUGGGACACCAGUUUGUUAUCUCCUUCUCCCCAGUCCCCGUUUUGUUACAGACAGUUCUCUGUGCCAGAAAGUAGGUCUUCUUGUGCCAAGCUAACAGUGAAUGCUCCAGUCAAGGCAAACUCUCUGGAUGGCUUUGCUCAGAAUGGCCAGCAAGACUUCUUGAGUGUUCAGCCAGUCAGCAAUGUGUCUUCAUCUGGCCUUUGCAAGUCUGACUCUUGUUUAUAUCAGAGAGGAAGGACGGAUCAAAUCACAAGCAUGUUAAUUCAUGAGACAUGGACAAACUCAAUUCAAGCCCUUAUGCAAAAAAAUAAAAUAAUAGCAGAUGAGACAGAAGCAACAGAUGCCGAUCCUGUUUCAAGAGGUUCUCCCUGUCAUGUAAAACAGUAUGCUAACAAAUCAGGUGCAAGCACUGAGGAGAACGGAAACAUUCUGCUGGUGGUUCAUCAGGAUUCCUUUGCUUACACAAAUAAAGACUCAGUAACAGAAAAUAGACAUCUUUCCACUGCAGCUCCAGACCAAGCAGCAACUCCCAUGGAACAAACACAAGUAGAUUUUAAAAAAGGGCAUUUCUCCAGCCAUGACACUGGUCUAGGGAGUCACAUAGGUCCAUCCUCUUGCUCAAGGGAAGUACCUUUGAUUCAGAUUGAAACUGAUCAAAGGGAUGACCUCAUUGAAGAAUCAGAAGCUGUUCUUUCCGAAAAUAUCUGCACUGGAGAAGUAAAAGAAAAUGACGUCAACAAAGAAAAGGACCCUGAAAUGGACAGUGGCAGAAACACAGCUGCAAGCUCCAUCACAAACAACAGUGUUGACCUUAGUGCCGAAAAUGCUCCUGACCCUGGAAUGUCUGUGGAAGUCCGAGCCCCAGAGGAGUCCCUGAACCCUCAAGGCAACAGCAGCAGUGAUGAGAGCACAGGCAGCUGGUCACAGCUGGUCAACGAUGAGGACAAUCCUGAUGACACAAGUAGCUAUCUGCAGCUCAGUGAGAGAUCCAUGAGCAAUGGCAACAGUAGUACCACUAGCAGUCUUGGCAUUAUGGAUCUGGAAAUUUAUCAGGAAAACAUGCCCUCUUCUCCCAUGAUUAAUGAACUUGUUGAAGAAAAGGAAUGCCUUAAAGAACCAUCAGAAAACAUGGAGGAGUGUACUUCCAAACUGUCUGUGGGAACAGCCAGCUGCCAAAGGAACCUAUUGGUGAUAAACUUUGAUCUGGAGCCAGAGUGCCCUGAUGCAGAACUUCGUGCCACGCUGCAAUGGAUAGCGGCCUCAGAACUUGGAAUUUCCACCAUCUACUUUAAGAAAUCUCAGGAAAACAGAAUUGAAAAGUUCCUGGAUGUUGUGCAGCUAGUUCAUCAGAAGGCCUGGAAGGUGGGUGACAUAUUUCAUGCAGUGGUCCAAUACUGCAAGCUUCACGAGGAGAGAAAGGAGCUGAAACCAAGCCUAUUUGACUGGCUCCUAGAAUUGGGAUAAGGCAGCUGUCCCUGUAAAGUCUUUUCAUCUUUUAUUCCAGCUUAGGUUACAGUGGUUUGUGCAAUGCUAUAAGUUUUCCCAUAACAUUAGCAGAAUUUAAAAAAAAAAUCUGCUCCCAAAGUGUAUUACAUAUGGAUAUGCUCAAAAGAAAUGAAAUUAAGAAGUUUUUAUUUAUCAUUAGACCCUGCGGGUGAGUUUUGAAAUACUGUGCUUUAGAACAUACUGUAUCAAAAGGGAAACUCUUCUUUGCUCUGAUAUAGGUAAGCUUGUGAAUAGGCUUGAACCAAAUGAAGAUUAUUGUGGCUACAUAUUUAUAUAACAAAAUGUCGUGAAUAUCUUUAUUUACAUGAAUCAACUUAAAAUUAAUAUUGGUCAAAAGAAUUUUGUAAACAAUGGUAUUGAUUUCUUGUAACCUUUACAUGGUAGUCAUUCAGAAGGUAAGCAAAAACCACAGGAAUACUUAAGAAAUGAUGGCAGAAAUUCUAGGUCCCUUUUAGGCUCAAAGGGGCAGCUAGGUGGCACCAUAGUGCACAGAGCACUGGGCCUGGAGUCAGGAAGACUCAUGUUCCUGAGUUC